Ylistrum balloti is the source of this 777-nucleotide messenger RNA. RefSeq lists its product as uncharacterized. The coding region runs from base 1 to 777 and encodes 258 amino acids. Gene Ontology annotation, cellular component: trans-Golgi network. NCBI's taxonomy places the organism in Eukaryota, Metazoa, Mollusca, Bivalvia, Pectinida, Pectinidae. The record is from RefSeq and is a predicted model, not a curated record. The transcript has 7 exons.
AUGUAUUGGACAAAUGUUAUAGUUUUGUGUUUUACUAUUUUCUCGGGGACACGUGCACUCUCGUGCACACAGAGAGAUUUGUGUUCCUGUUCAAUGGACGAUGGCAGCGGUGAUGUUGAUGUUUCUACACUCGGCAACCAGGACGGAAGCCCUAUGUUCAAAGAUAUGAUUGCUGCGGACGGGUUUCAAUACUCUCUCAAUCUAUGCUACCCAUUUAAUGAGAUAUCAUGUACAAACACUUCCGCGUGCCAAAUUACCACUAACGGAACAAGCGGUUUCGCUAUAGGGGACUCCGCAAACGUCAAGUUCUCCAUGGACACUUUGAACCAGGUCCACAUCAAAUACACCAAUACAGAUGGAAAUGGUGUCGUAAGGAUCACCGACGUGACGAUGAUAUGUAGUCCCUCGGCCGACCCACCUAUAGUUACCACCAAUGGGGAGACCUUAAAGGGGUCCCUGAUCUAUGAGUUCAUCUUAUACUCAAAAUGUGGCUGUGCGGGGCAAUGUGACACCAAAUCGCAACCACCAAACAGGUCAACAGGGGUUCUCAGUGUUGGAACCACAAUUAUCAUUGUUGCUCUGUCGCUGGGCUUUUCUUACAUGGUUGGAGGUAUUUUAUAUAUGAAGAUGAUACGCCACACUAAUGGGAAAGAGAUUAUACCCAAUUUAUCGUUCUGGGGAAGUUUACCUGGUCUUGUCAAGACGAUAUCAAUUCACCUGGGUUUUUAUCCUUUUGUUAUGUUCCAAAAAUUAGAUCUUACGGAUUCAAAAAGUUAG